Molecule: messenger RNA, 3096 nt
Organism: Babesia ovata
Lineage: Eukaryota; Apicomplexa; Aconoidasida; Piroplasmida; Babesiidae
Product: Extracellular matrix-binding ebh, putative
Exons: 1
Coding region: 1-3096 (1031 amino acids)
Source: RefSeq, a predicted model, not a curated record
AUGGACGGAGAUCUCAAGAGGGAUUUGAAGAGUGUGAAAGAUAAGAUUAAGGAUGGGAUUAAAGAGGUGAUUAGGAAGUUGGGUGUUGAGACUUUGGAUCAGAAAGUGAAGACGGAUUUGGGGAAUUUGAAGAGGAAGAUUGAGGGGCUUAGAGAUGAAGUUACUGGUAGUGAGAUCGGUAAUAGUAAAAUUGUUAGUAAGCAGUUGGAAGAGCUUAAAAGGCAUAAGGGAACGCUUGAUAAUACUACCAGUUCAAGCGGUUCAAUUCAUAAGGCUAUGAGUGAGCUUGACCAGAAGUUUCAGGCUGUGAUCCAACAGCCGCUUAGCCGUGCGGUCACUGCAGUUGACUCGGCGAUUGGGGAGCUUGGCGGGAAGUUUAGUCUAAGCGUGGACAAACAGAAUGUUCAAGGCAUUUUCGGGUAUAUUAAAGAAAAGGUAGGGGAGAUUAAGGGGACACCGGGGCAAAAUGGUAGAGGCGGAAAAGGUGUAGAUGGAAUCGUCGCCAGGUUUAAGGCGUACGUCACGGGUGUUGGGGAAAAUAUGAAAAAAGAAACUGGGACAGAUGGGACAGUGCACAGUUGGCUUGACAAGAUUCUGACGCACAAUGGCGUGGUAGUCUAUAGACUUGGAAAAUAUUUCGGGGAAAAUAAAGGUGGUCAGCUUAAUACUUAUUAUACUAAGCCGGCGCAAUUGCAUGCCCCGAUUAGGGACCAGACUAAGGCAAAGCUUAAGGAAGCCGGUGUUUAUGACGAAGCUAAGGGACAGCAUGAAAUCAAAAAUAAUGGCCCCCUUACCGAUAGGCUGGCUUCACUUAAGGAAUUCCUGGAGAAAUACGCCAGCGUGCUUGAUGGCAAAAUUAAUGUUGAUAACAAUACUUUUGUCACUGACUUAGUGUCGAAGAUUGAAGGAGCAGUUAAGAAUGGAAAUCACCACUCCGAUUACAAGCAGGAAAAUCUCACAUCCACAGUCGAAGCAACGCUAGCUGCACUCACCGCCGACGCCAGACGGACUGCCGGGGAGAUCAAUUCGCUACUGCUCAACGUCGACAGGAGCGGACAACCCACUGAUGGCAGCGUUGCAAAAUUUUUGGACAAAACAAAGGAAAUAACCGAUGACCUUGACAGUAAGCUUACCCAGGCGACUAGCCCUCCCAAACCCGACCCCGCCGGCACCUCCACUGAAAGCCCCGCCCAAGCCGUGGACAGCAGGUUGAAGGAAGUGAGGGAUAUGGUUAAUACAAAGAUUGAAGGGACAUUUACGACCGAAGUCACAAAAGAUCUUGCCGCUGCAGUAAGCGAACUUCCCACCGCCGUUGACAAUUUCAACCAACAAGCUCAGGAACAGAUCAGGGCUGCGGCCACGACGGCGAUUGAGAAGGCGGCGGGGCAGAUUAGUGAGAAGGGUCAAGAGAUAAAGCUUGAUGAAAAUGGUUUAAUGUCCACUUUCGAAACAGCCCACGGGAAGAUCAGAAAGGAUCUCGACAGCGAACUUAAGAAGCAAGUUGAUAAGCACAUUGGGCAGGAUGACAAUACAGGUGGUCAAGCGGAUAAAGUUAGCAUUACUAAAGAUCAGUUUGGCAGUUAUUAUAAGCACGUUGUGCAACCUGUCAAUGGCACUUUAACCGGCAAGUAUUCCGAAGGCAAGCUUCCAGAGGCGAUAGGGAAGAUUGAAAGUGAGGGACUGGAAGCGCUUGAAGAUAAGAUCGGUAUAAAAGCCAGUGGAAAGGCAGAAAUUACCGAUGCAACCUUCACCGGUCCGUUCAAAGCAAUUGAGGAUGGGCUUGGAGAUAUCGGGAAAAUGGUUGAUAGUGAGGGCACAUAUUUUAUGGACGAUACUAACAGAGGAAUCACACAGUUUUUGGAUGAUUUAAGGAGCAUGAUUGGAAACGGUACAACAUCUAUGUUCUUCACGAAUACCCUCGAAAAAAUCAGACCGGCGAUUGAAAAACUGCAUAACAAGCAGUUUACUAGCGGACCCAAAGAAAUUGACCAAGCCGUCACCGCAAUUAAGGGGCAGCUUAAAGAGCUUAAAGAGAAGUUGAAGAAUAAACUCAAGCCGGGAGAUGACGUGAUCAACGCCUUGACAAUUUUGCAACGCCAUGGUCUCAGUUCUACUACGUGGCAGAAUGGUAAGCAUUUUUGGCCAACGAACGGCAAUAAUGGUGUCACAGUCGACGGCCUCGGGAAAAUCGAAGAGGACCUUAAAGCGCAGAAUGAUCAAUUGGCCAAGCAGAACAGCAAAAUUGGGGAGGCCAUAUGGGAAAUAAAAAAGGCGCUUGCAUGUCUCGGAUUUAAGAUACAAGGUUUAUACACUACCGAUGACGUAAUAGACCAAUUAGUAUGGUUGGGUAAGUUGAUUGGCAAAGGUACGGAUAAAGCUAAAAAUAAUCUGCAAGGAAUAUACGUGAAAAUAAAGCAAUUGCAAGAAGGGGAAUUUACUCAGAAACCACAAGCCAUCGAACAGGCCAAUGAGGAAAUUAAAGCAGAACUCACUACCCUCCAAAAUGAGUUGCAAGGCAGCCAAGGCAACGAUGUCAUAAAGACACUGGAAGAUUUGCAGAGCACGGGGCUUGGCGGCGGUGACUGGAAAAAAGAUGAUAAUGAAAAAGGCCUCGCAAAAAUUAAUAGUGAACUUCAAGGUCAACAAAAUACGCUGGGACAACAACCCGGUGAAAUUCAGACUGGCGUCUCCCAAAUCACCACGGAGUUUCAAAGGCUUCAGAAGCAGUUGACUGAAGAGGUCACCGAAAAGCUCAAGAAGCUGAGAGAAAGUGGCCUUGGCAGUGGACAAACUUGGGAUAUUGACGAUAACUCUGCAAAAGGUCUCACUAAAAUCACCGCAGACAUCGCGACCAUAAAAACCAAGGACGUUGAGGACUUGAAAGACAAACUCAAGGAGCUGUGCACAGCUAUACGGACGGAAGCAAACGAGUUAAGCAGGGACUUAAAGCGUCUGAAAGGUGACGGCCUUACUGAGAUGAAGAAAAUUUACAGUGACCUUUACGAUUUGUACUUCGGCCCGCUGAACGAUGUCAUCCAAUCACUCAAGGCCUUCGAUAAAUAUGCCGUCUUGGCAGCUUCCUUGAUCUGCUUCUGA